Messenger RNA from Lytechinus pictus (painted urchin), 4109 nucleotides. Its product is annotated as adenylate cyclase type 2-like. Gene Ontology annotation, cellular component: plasma membrane. Gene Ontology annotation, biological process: adenylate cyclase-inhibiting G protein-coupled receptor signaling pathway; adenylate cyclase-activating G protein-coupled receptor signaling pathway; intracellular signal transduction. The record is from RefSeq and is a predicted model, not a curated record. The transcript has 5 exons. Gene Ontology annotation, molecular function: adenylate cyclase activity. Lineage: Eukaryota; Metazoa; Echinodermata; Echinoidea; Temnopleuroida; Toxopneustidae. Bases 165 to 908 code for a protein of 247 amino acids.
UUGAUCAGGUAUUAGGGCGCACAGCAAUCCUGAUUGGGUCAACCUUCCUGCUGACGUGCUUUCUGGCACUAUCCUGUCUGGAAUUCAUCGUACCUCGCUUCUCUUUCCCUCUAGCCAUCUUCCUCUGGCUAAUCCUACUCACCUCAUCCUACACCAUACAAAUCAUGCGCCCUGGUCAUGUACCCACCGAUGGGGUGGGGUUGGUCCUCUUUAUCACCCUUGCUGCACACACCAUGUUACCGGUCUCUCACAUCGUUGCCGUGGUCAUUGGCACCCUCACUUGUCUCCCUCAUGUUAUUCUCUCUGCCAUUCUCGGCAGCCAUGAUGAACCCAUCAAUAAGUUAUUGAAGAUUCUUAGUAAUAUAGUGAUGUUUGUUUGUGUGAACUUCAUUGGUGUGUGUCACAAACAUCUCCUUGAUGUGGCUCAACGUAGGACUUUCCUAGACACAAGGAGCUGUAUAGAGUCUAGAAUAAAACUUGAGCAUGAACAAGCACAACAGGAGAGAUUAUUACUAUCUGUGUUACCUGCUCACCUUGCAUAUGAGAUGAAAACAGAGAUGAUGGAAAGGGUUCGAGAUCCUUCUAUGAGCCCUUUCUCAUCCCAUCGGCCUAGUAACAGCACACACUUUCACAGUCUAUAUGUCAAGAGACAUAAAAAUGUCAGCAUACUGUAUGCAGAUAUUGUAGGAUUUACAGCACUAGCUAGUGAAUGUUCUCCACCAGAACUUGUCAAAACUCUCAAUGAACUCUUUGGAAGAUUUGAUCAGCUUGCAGAGGAAUUUGACUGCAUGAGAAUCAAGAUUUUAGGUGACUGUUAUUAUUGUGUGUCAGGUCUUCCUAUAUCCAGACCUACACAUGCUAUCAACUGUGUGGAGAUGGGAUUAGCUAUGUGUGAAGCUAUCAAGUAAGUUUCUUUUGAUCCUCUAUAACUUUUAUUCCUAAUUAAUUGAGUGUAAAAUAUGAAAUUGUGUACCAAUUUUACAAUUCUAUUUUAGUCAAAUGUACAAUAUAUUCAUUAUAACACUAUAAAAAUGUGAUGAAUGAAAGUACAAGAUAUGUAACAAAUCUUGUUGAUUUCUAUUUGAAAAAAAAUUAUAUUUUCUUGGGAGUCCUGUUACAAAAGCAUCAUACAAUAUUCCACUCACUGGGAGAUUAAAAGUUAUUUCAAGGAAUAAAUCAUUCUUACAUUCAACAGUCAAUUUUGUUAUAAUAUUAGCUAGGUGUCCAUUGUAGAUACUUUGAAUUUUGUUAUACUGUGUGAGUAAAAAAAAAUUACACCACACAAAUCCCUAAUUUAAGGGAAAAUAGUUCAUGAGCACAUUAUUAUAUAUGGCCUGAAAGAGUAAUUUCUCCCCAAAAAUGUGAUACCAUAUUUGUGUGGUAUGUAUUCACUGGUAUGUCUUCAUGCUUGGAUAAUUAGGUAUUCUUUGCAGGGAUGUAAAUUUUGACUUGCGCCAAAGUAAGGCAUGACUGUAAUAAAUGAAUCCAGAUGUCAUUGAUGUUAUAAUCCUAGAAGGGUUGUAGUAAAAUCCAUUGCAAAACACCUUUUCAUUAAUGAACAUGGGAGUUGUCUUUUUAUCCCUUUCCCCAGUUUCCUUAUCUGUUCUAUAUGUUUCAGCUAACUGGUGAAAAAGAAAAAUGCAAUUCUUCCUAAGUAAAUUAGUAGGGGAGAGUGGGGAUAAAUUAGGCCACCUUGUUUAUGAUUCCAAUUAUAUCUUUUCAGCUCAUCUGGGUUAGAUGAGCUUAUACCAUGGCUUGGCAUCCGUCAUCUGUCGUCCGUCCACUAUUUCAAAAUGCUCCUUCUUUGCCAUUUCAAGACCGAUUUCAAUUCUGUUUGCUUUAUAUGAUAGCACUAGGUGGGGGAUUUAAAACUUCUACAAAGAAUUUUGAAACUCAUUAAAUAUGCUAAUUUAUGCGCAUUUUUCAAAAUUCACAAAAAAAUGCUUCUCCUUUAUUUGUUGACCGAUUUUGAUUUUUUUUCUUCCAUCUGGUUGAGCUUCUUGAGGUUCACCAAACUUACAAAGAAUUUUGAAAUUUUGAGUAGAAAAUUAUUUACGCUAAUUUAUGUGAGAUUUAUUCAUAAAUCACAGAGAAAUGCCUCUUCUUCAUUUGUUGACCAAUUUUGAUUUUUUUUCUUCCAUCUGGUAGAGCUUCUUGAGGUUCACCAAACUUGUACACAAAAUUUUUGAAAUUUUGACUAGAAAAUUAUGCUAAUUUAUGCAAAAUUUAUUCAUAAAUCACAAUAAAUGCUUUAUUUAUUUCAAUAACUGGGAUACAUCUCUUUAACUAUUGCUUUUCAUCCACAUGAAUGACUAAACAUAGAAAAUAACACACAUAAAAUUCCUUGCGCGGUGACCCAUCUCCCUGACCCGAGCAUUACGCCCAGUAAAUCAAUCACGGCCACGUCACGUCCUCUUCACUUCGUGUCUUAACCGAGUCGAGACGUUCAAAGCGAAGUCUCACUUCAACAUUAGAAAUUUAAUGUUUGGAGAAUCUUUUCUUGGCGUUCUUGUUAUUUGUAUGACUCAUUUUGCUGUUAUAUCAAUCUGAGUCUAGGUUGCGCGGGUUUUCGUGUAUUUUUUAGACCAUUUUUGGUCAUCUUCGUUUGAGCUUGUUUUGCCUUCACACGUCGCUUGUAUGGGUGGAGAGUUUGAUAGAGCUUUUCAUUUCAUUUCAAAUAAACAUUUAUUUUCCUCCAUUUUACAAAAUUUCUUCAUUUUUGUUAACAAGAAUUCAUAUGAAAUCAAUUACCAUAAAGAAUAUAAAUAUAUACAACUUAUGUGUACAGAAGAAGGCGUAGGUCCCUAGAAGCACUAGCCUCUUGUCGAGGCCCUGGCGGCUGCUUCCCGGGCGAAGCGAGGGAUUUCCUAAUUCGCGAAGCAAAUUAGGCCUGACGCGAGCCAAGGCCUCUUGACAUCUGGGCUGAAUUAUAUAUUCAUGAGGAACGUCUUCCUAAUGAAUAUACAUCAGUUGUAAUAUCACUGGUCACAUAGUAAACCAAUGAAAAUAAUGUCAAAGCUGUUUCGUACGGGGUUCGGAAUACUAUAUAGUAGUCCACUAUUCUGCAGGGGAUUCAAGAAUUGCGGGACACUAAAGGGGAUAUAACCAGCAAAAUGCUACAAACAGUGGUACUACUACUACUACUAGUACUGGCCGUAAAAGACCCAUCACCGCCCCAAAACUUCCCGGGAGAUACUGGUCAGCCGCUGGUCAGACUCGAGUCAAGGGGAAACAACUCUACUCCAGCAUUCCCUCACUGCACAGCAGAGAACGAUACUCGACACAUAGUGGAAUCGCAUGAAAGAUAACAUUUUUUCCAUAUCCUGUGGGUAGAUUUACAAAAACAUAUCGUCCUUUCAGUGCAGAUUUAAUUUUAUCGACUUGCAAAUCCUUAAAUCGGUCAAUAUUCAGCAUUUUAGAGGCAUAUUCAAUGCUCUUUGAUAUUUCGUCGUCACUCUUCGCCAAGAAUCCACGGGUCGCCAUUCAAGAUGAGCUCAUGAAUAUUCAAUAUGACGUCAUAGCAGCCCGCGCUCUCAUUGGAUGAUUUUCACCGACCAGUUUUUGGUCGGUAUAUUGGUAAAAACAAUAAAAUAAAAGAAAGUCGGUGAAAUUCGGCUCAGUUGUCAAGAGGUCCUGUCUUGCGGCGCUCUGCUUCGCUCUCUCCCUUGCUUCGCCAUGUUCGCUCGGAAAGCAGCCGACAGGGCCUCGACAAGAGGCUAUAGAAGCACAUGCUUGUGGACAUAUAGAUAUAUACAAUACACAAAAUCAAUACAAAGAUAAGAAGGGCUAGAAAAAGAGAAGAAUGGAAGAAAACGAGAGAGGGAGAAGUGAGCAGGAAGGUGGGCAUGAGUUACCGAGUACCGAGCAAAUAGAUCGUACAACAAUGUAUGAUGGAGAAGAGAGAGGGAGAGAUAAAAAAAAUAAUGCCGCAGCAACAGUUGCACAUUAUUCAUUUUAUCAUGUUAACUUAAGAUCAAAAGGAAUAUAAGGUAUGAGGAUAUUCAUGCAUAGGAUGAUAAAAUCAUUUUUUUUAUCUUAAAUUUUAAGCUACCAUAAGUAACGGACUAUAAACCUCACCCGUGUAUUAACUGCACCCCCAACUUUGGACU